CACCCGGAAGUGUCUCAAGCAGGCAGACGCCGCGCCACCCAGGCCUCUUCGCUAUGGGCCGCAACAAGAAGAAGAAGCGAGAUGGCGACGACCGGCGGCCCAGGCUCGUUCUCAGCUUCGACGAGGAGAAGCGCCGGGAGUACCUGACAGGCUUCCACAAGCGGAAGGUGGAGCGGAAGAAGGCAGCCAUUGAGGAGAUCAAGCAGCGGCUCAAGGAGGAGCAGAAGAAGCUCCGGGAGGAGCGCCACCAGGAGUACCUGAAGAUGCUGGCGGAGAGAGAGGAGGCGCUGGAGGAGGCAGACGAACUGGACCGGCUGGUGACGGCAAAGACGGAGUCGGUGCAGUACGACCACCCCAACCACACGGUCACCGUGACCACCAUCAGCGACCUGGACCUCUCGGGGGCCCGGCUGCUCGGACUGCCCCCGCCCGAGCAAGGGGCUGGGCACAGGUCCGAGGAGGAGGCGCCAUCCGUGGAGAAGCCCACCAGAGCCUUACCCAGGAAGUCCAGAGACCCCCUGCUGUCCCAGCGGAUCUCCUCUCUCACGGCAUCGCUGCAUGCGCACAGUCGCAAGAAGGUCAAGAGGAAGCAUCCCCGACGGGCCCAGGACUCCGCCAAGAAGCCCCCGAGUGCCACUCGUACCAGCAAGACCCAGCGCCGCCGGCUGACUGGCAAAGCCCGGACUGGUGGGGAGUGAGCCCCGAGAACCGGGCUGGGCCCCAGCCGAGGCUGCAGGGACCUGUCCUGUCUCAGCUUCGCUGUCCCCAUAGCCCAGCCUGCACCGUGCUGGUGACUCCACAGCCCAGGGUUGGGAGGCCAGCACCUCCCUCUCCGGCCUGGCACUUGGACCCAGAAGGAGCAGGCAGCUGAGAGCUGGCCUCCCCGAGGAGGAGCCUUCAGGACCAAGUUGGGGCAUCUUCCCAAAUGUAUCCCACGGGGCCUUCCAUCAGAUUUGUGAAACUAAGUGCCCUUGUGGUUUGUUUGUCCCCGGCCAUGAUGCCCCGCGCUAAGGGCAGGCCUCUGGGGUGGUGGGAACAGUCAGGGAGUGGGUCCCUCUUCACUCUCCAGCAGCUCUCCCUGUGGGUACAAAAAGGUAGUGUCAGGUCUGGGCCCCCUAACCAGGGCUGGAGACCAGGGUAACCACUGGUAGAAGCCGGAGUCUGCCUGCUGCUCUGAAAGGCGGGCAGCAGGGGCAGGUGAGCCUGGCUCUGCCCUGCACUGACUGAGACUUUGGGCCUGUCCCUUCCCCUUGGCCUCGUUGGUCUCCCAGCUGAAAUCAGAGUGAUGGGAGUAGAUGAGUCCUGGAACAUUCCCCACCCCCAAACUUGGGCAGCUUCCCCAGGCUUCCAGCAGCUCCCUGAGAGAGCCCACCAAGGGAGGAGUGAGUGAUUAAUCCUUUUUAAAGAAAAUGCGUCUCAACUCGCCUGAAAGUGUGGUCCUUUGAGAGCAGACCCCUCAGGAGGCCAGCUGGUGUAAGAGCUGCCAUUUCUUCCUGCUCCUUCCAGAUGGAUCUUCAGGUGCAGCUUCAGAGCCGAUGGAAAUCAGCCUUGUUCCUUCCCUGUCCCAGCUUGUGAGUGACCCGCCUCACUCACACACCCCGCUGUUCCCCUGACCGAGCAGGGCUGUUGGCAGAAUCCGGGUCCACCUGCGGCAGGGACAUGAGUGGCGUGAGGACAAGCAGAGCACCUAUUCUGGGGCAUUCAGACCCCUCUUGCCACUUACUGGUUCCUCUGAUUCUGGGCCGGAGCACAGCAGUUUUGGGUUGUGCCCUGGUUAGGGGAGCUGUGUUGGGCCCUAACACUGGGACUGCAGAGGGUAAUAACAUGCUCUCAGCCCUGGUGAGGCUCAUGGACUAGUGAGAGAGGGUCAGGGUGAUGGGAGCGUGUGUGGGUGACAGGAGCGCACGUGAUGGGAGUGCACAGCAGGUGCUGCCCAGCCCUGGACGUGGAGGCCCCUGAGGAGAGGGAGCAGGGAGCUGGGGUCGGCAGGGCAGCCUUCCCCUCCACUCACCCCAGCAAGGGCCUUCCAGGCGCAGCCCAGCCUGCCAUUGGAUGAGCACUCUCCCAGGUCACCACCCAAACCUGCCAUAUGGUGAUAUCUGGUGAUAGCUGGUGGGGUCAGAGGGCCACACUUGGGCGUGGGAACAUGAAGCCCAGGGCUUGUGGCUGGGAGGCCCGGUGACCUGGCUUCUCAGCUCCUUCCACCUGCUGCUUUCCUGUUGGCCUCCCCUGUGCUCGGGGUGGGGUGCCUCAUCCCACUGGGCUGCCUCCAUCCUGGGAAGAGGGUGGGGCCUGUUCCUGCACUCUCCUGGUGGUUCUGCUUCUCAGCCCAGGGCAGCGAGCGGGAGCCUUACAGCAGGCCCCUGUGAGCAGAACAGAGCUGGACCCGGGGAUUCGUGCACACGGCAGGGCUCGGGGUGAACGCUGGCUCUGCCACGUGGCCACGGGUGAGCUCCUCGCUGUGCUGACCUCUCUGGGUCUGUUUCCCCAUGUGUAAGACAACGUAAGACAAUGGCCUCUUAGGGCUGCCCCGCGGCUGAAAUGAGACCAUGCGCACGAAGCCCUUCCCGUGGCACCUGGCCUUCCCCGGGUGCGCCUUCUGUGUUUAUUUGCAGCUGCUGCUGUCUGCUGAGACAUCUGAUCCGGGUCUCUUCUCCCAUCCCCGGUGACAUGGGGUCGUUUACAACUUACAUCUACAAUUUGUAAUGAUAACUAGUAUUAAAUUCUCAUCCGCUC
Molecule: messenger RNA, 2736 nt
Organism: Diceros bicornis minor
Lineage: Eukaryota; Metazoa; Chordata; Mammalia; Perissodactyla; Rhinocerotidae
Gene: NOL12
Product: nucleolar protein 12
Exons: 6
Coding region: 54-698 (214 amino acids)
Cellular component (GO): nucleolus
Molecular function (GO): RNA binding
Source: RefSeq, a predicted model, not a curated record